UCUCUCUCUCUCUCUCUCUGAAAGAGAAAAUGUCAAGCAUAUUCUGGAAAAACUUCUACAUCUGCUUCUCAAAAUUCAAGUGCCCCUUACAAGAAGAAGAUCACAACCAUCCAUCACCCACCACAUCAUCAUCAACCCUAAUCAACACCUUCAAUUCUCUCAACCACCUCACCUCCACCUCCACCUCCACCACGACCACCACCAUCUCCUCCGAUGACUUCUUCUCUUCCUCCUCCGACUCCGACACCGCUGACUUCGCCGCCAUCUUUGCCUCCCAACGCUUCUUCUUCCCCUCCCCUGGCCUCUCUAACUCCAUCAUCGACUCGCCGGAAAACUCUCCUCCACCACCACCACCACAGUCCUCCUCCUCCGAUACCAUAGUCGCCGGAAGUGUCGCCAUUCGAACCUACUCGCCGGACCCGUAUUCGGAUUUCCGACAAUCAAUGCAGGAGAUGAUUGAAGCUCGUCAAUUAAUGGAUUUAAGGGCCGAUUGGGAUUAUCUUCAUGAACUUCUCUUGUGUUAUCUAACACUAAACCCUAAACACACCCACAAGUUCAUUAUCAGUGCUUUUUCUGAUCUUCUCAUUUCGCUUGUGUCGUCGACAACCACCGACCACAGUCGCCGGAAAUCCAAGAAACAACCAAGAUCCGCCGCUUUACCACAGUUGUUGUAAUUUUUCCUUUUUCUUUUUUGUUUUGUUUUUGUUUUUGUGCCGGAGGUGGUGGAUGUUGGGCUGGGAUUGUCCAUGUAAGUUUAUAAAUGAAUCCGAGUCUAAUUUAGUAGUAAA
Camellia sinensis is the source of this 788-nucleotide messenger RNA. RefSeq names its product transcription repressor OFP16. Lineage: Eukaryota; Viridiplantae; Streptophyta; Magnoliopsida; Ericales; Theaceae. Gene Ontology annotation, biological process: negative regulation of DNA-templated transcription. The record is from RefSeq and is a predicted model, not a curated record.